AUAAGCGAUGUAGGAGAAGUGUCCAACAUUCGUUAAUCCUUGACUGGUAUAAAACAUGAUAGGCUGAGAGUAUUUACCUAAUCAACAAUUAGCAGUACUGAAAACCUGCAGGACAUAAUUUUAUAAGCAGAUCGGAUGGUGUUUCGACUAUGGUCCCUUUAGAACACUCCAGUGGCUCCAAUGAUGAUACAGAGGCCAUCAUGCCUCAGGAACAAGAACCGGAGAAGAGAAGACUUCAGUCCCACCCCCAAAUAUAUGGAGCCAUCACCGGAGACAGUACAGGCAGCCUAGGAGAUACCUGCCCGACUUGUUGGGGAGUAGGGCGUAUUCCAAGAGGACAUGAUCAGCUAGUGGCAGUCAUCCCAUGUUCAGACAUAAGACUGAGGCCCAGCCGGACGAAACUCUAUGUGUGUAUAUCGGUGGUGGUGUGUCUCCUGAUCUGCUGUCUGAUCCUCUUCUUCCUCUUCCCACGGAGUAUCUCACUGUCCCUUGUCACCGUCAAAUCAGUGAUGGUCUUCUUCACCCCGCAUACAGUUGAAAUGCAAAUCGCGAAUGUCUUUAACGUCACCAAUGAGAACUUUGCGGACAUUCAAUUCUUGGAAUUUGAUAUACAAGUGCUGAUUGCUGAAACAGUGGUGGGCAGGAUCAAGAUAUCUAAUAUGACCGCGGUCAAAUCACGUUCAGAGAAAGCGUAUACUGUUGUCAUACCCAUAACAAUUGAGGACGCAGGCCUGAAUAAUUACUGCAAGUCAAACACCAUAAGGAUUCACACCUUGUUCUUGCAUUUGCAAUUGACAAUGAACAUUUCCUACUUGGCUCACUCGGAGCAGCUGUCCGAAGACACCUUUGAGUACAUUGACUGUGGAGCCAACACCACCAUCCCCCACCCUAUCAGGCAAAUUCUUUUUGAAAGAUGAAAGCCUGUCAAUGAGGGAUCCCCAAAGUGAAAAUGUUUAUUAUAAACAAGAUAGACUCAAGGGAAUCUUCCAUUCUAUCUUAUGUCCAGCGGUCAUAAAAAGUAUAUUGAUACGUUUUUCGUUGUCAAAGGGAAAUAUAUACAUAUAGUAGA
This is a messenger RNA of Salvelinus namaycush (lake trout), 1069 nucleotides long. RefSeq names its product transmembrane protein 106B-like. The record is from RefSeq and is a predicted model, not a curated record. The transcript is spliced from 8 exons. NCBI's taxonomy places the organism in Eukaryota, Metazoa, Chordata, Actinopteri, Salmoniformes, Salmonidae. The coding region runs from base 150 to 917 and encodes 255 amino acids.